UCUCGGCCUCUGCCGCCGCCACCCCUCUCCCCACUGCCGCAAGCACCCUCUCUCCGUUUCUGCUCGCAACCUCGCGGUUCCUGCUGUGCCCGUGCUCCACUGUGUGGGCACCGCGGACGGAUUUUUGGGCCAAGGCCGGGCGGGGGGGGCUCUACGGCCGCUGCCUCUGCCUCUCCCGCCCCCUUACCCGCCCCGGAGCGGGAAGCAGCGGAGGCUCCGCCAUGGCCUCGGGAGCUGGAGAUAUAGGAGGGGGCGGUGGCGGCAAGAUCCGGACGCGGCGUUGCCACCAGGGGCCAAUUAAGCCUUACCAGCAGGGGCGACGACAGCACCAGGGCAUUCUUAGCAGGGUUACAGAAUCUGUUAAGAAUAUCGUGCCAGGGUGGCUACAGAGAUACUUCAACAAGAAUGAAGAUGUGUGCAGCUGCUCAACAGAUACAAGCGAGGUACCACACUGGCCAGAAAAUAGAGAAGAUGACCAUUUGAUAUAUGCCAAUGAGGGGAGUCCUAAUAUUAAUGAUGGGAGAAUCACUCCUGAGCCAGCAGUCAGUAAUACAGAAGAACCUUCAACAACUAGUAGUGCUUCAAAUUAUCCAGAUGUAUUAACAAGGCCUUCUCUUCAUCGGAGCCAUCUGAAUUUCUCCAUGUUGGAAUCUCCUACAUUACACUGUCAGCCAUCUACAUCUUCGGCAUUCCCAAUUGGCAGUUCUGGAUUUUCCCUUGUAAAGGAAAUUAAAGACUCUACCUCUCAGCAUGAUGAUGAUAACAUCUCAACUACCAGUGGUUUUUCUUCAAGAGCUUCUGAUAAAGAUAUAGCUGUUUCAAAGAACACUUCAUUGCCACCUUUGUGGUCCCCAGAGGCUGAACGUUCUCAUUUGCUCUCUCAGCACACUGCCACCAGCUCAAGAAAACCAGCAUUCAACUUGUCUGCCUUUGGAACACUUUCCCCCUCACUUGGGAAUUCUUCAGUCCUUAAAACAAGUCAGCUUGGAGACUCUCCUUUUUAUCCUGGAAAAACAACAUAUGGUGGGGCAGCAGCUGCUGUAAGGCAGUCUAGACUACAAAAUAUACCUUAUCAGGCACCAGUCAGAAGACAGAUGAAAGCUAAGCAACUCAAUGCACAGUCUUAUGGUGUGACCAGUUCAACAGCUCGGCGAAUAUUGCAGUCUUUAGAGAAGAUGUCAAGUCCUCUAGCGGACGCAAAAAGAAUUCCAUCUAUUGUUUCUUCUCCUCUGAAUUCUCCUCUUAAUAGGAGUGGCCUAGAUAUCACAGAUUUUCAGGCAAAAAGGGAAAAGUAUGAAAAAAAUAUGACACCAGGACAAAAUAGAGAACAACGAGAAAGUGGCUUUUCAUACCCAAAUUUCAGUAUGCCCGCAGCCAAUGGUUUGUCUUCUGGAGUAGGUGGUGGAGGUGGCAAGAUGAGACGAGAGAGAACACGCUUUGUUGCUUCUAAACCUCCAGAGGAAGAGGAAAUGGAAGUACCAGUAUUACCGAAAAUCUCUCUACCAAUCACCAGUUCUUCACUACCUACCUUCAAUUUUAGUUCUCCUGCGAUCACAGCUUCCACUCCAACACCUAUCAGUCCUUCUCUGUCAUUAACAAACAAGGUACAAAUGACCUCUCCAAGCAGCACUGGCAGUCCCAUGUUUAGAUUUUCAUCUCCAAUUGUAAAAUCUACUGAGGCAGAUGUACUACCUCCAUCAUCUAUUGGAUUUACAUUUAGUGUGCCUGUUGCAAAAACAGCAGAACUUUCUGGCUCUGGCAGUACUUUAGAACCAAUGAUAAGUAGUACAGCUCAAGAUACCACUGCAGUGAACAGUAUAAGCUUUAGAAAGAAGCUAGAUGAAGAUUUUGAAGCCCCUUUCAGACCUGCAAAUGUUCUGAAAGAAGGAAGUGUUCUAGAUGUUCUUAAACAACCUGGUUUCACAUCACCAAAGGUAGAUUCUUUUGCUGCUCAGCCAACCACGACAAGCCCAGUAGUUUAUACAAGACCAGCAAUAAGUAGCUUUUCUUCUAGUGGAAUUGGGUUUGGGGAAAGUUUAAAAUCUGGAUCAUCGUGGCAGUGUGAUACAUGUCUACUCCAGAACAAAGUUACAGACAGCAAGUGCAUAGCCUGUCAAGCAGCAAAAUUGCCACCAAGUGAUACUGCUAAACAGACUGGAAUUGGGACACCAAGUAAAAAUGGAAAAGCAACUCUUUCUGCAUCAGGGACAGGCUUUGAAGACAAAUUUAAACCAGCAAUAGGAACUUGGGAUUGUGAUACUUGUUUAGUGCAAAAUAAACCUGAAGUGAUAAAAUGUGUAGCCUGUGAAACACCGAAACCUGGAACUGGUGUGAAGCGAGCCCUUACAUUGACAGUUGUUUCAGAAAGUGCUGUGACUAUGACUGCUUCAUCUUCCAGCUGCACUGUGACCACUGGUACCUUAGGAUUUGGAGAUAAAUUCAAAAAUCCUGUUGGAUCUUGGGAAUGCCCAGUAUGCUGUGUUUCUAAUAAUGCAGAAGACAAUAAAUGCGUGUCCUGUACGUCUGAGAAACUAGGUUUACGUUUUGUUUGCGGGGAUAAGACAUUAACUCGGUGUCCUUGUGAUGAUGUCUUUUCUAUUUUUGAAGGCUUUGGCACAUCUUCUUCACUUUCGGACCCAGCAGCUUCAUCCUUCAAAUUUGGUAUCCCGUGUAUCCCAUCAUCCUCGUCUGGGCCUUCUCAGACUUUAACAAACACUGGAAAUUUUAAAUAUGGAGAUCAGGGAGGAUUCAAGAUAGGUGUGUCAUCUGAUUCUGGGUCUAUAAACCCCAUGAGUGGAAGCUUUAAAUUUUGUAAACCAAUAGGAGAGUUUAAAUUUGGAGUUUCAUCUGAUUUUAAACCUGAAGAAGUUAAAAAAGACAGUAAGAAUGAAAAUAAUUUUAAGUUUGGACUUUCUUCUGGUGUAAGCAACCCAACUUCUUUACCUCCAUUUCAAUUUGGGAUGUCUAAUCUUGGGCAGCAAGAAAAGAAAGAGGAACUACCUAAAUCUUCAUCUUCAGGCUUUAGCUUUGGUACAGGUAUUACUAACUCUACCCCUGCUGCUACUAAUACCAUAGUGACCUCUGAGAAUAAGAGUAGCUUCAACUUUGGAACCAUAGAAACUAAGAGUAUCUCAGUGGCUCCUUUCACAUGUAAGACAUUAGAAGCAAAAAAAGAAGAAAUGCCUGCCACCAAAGGAGGGUUCACUUUUGGCAAUGUGGAACCUCCGUCUCUGCCAUCUGCCUCAAUGUUUGCUUUGGGAAGGACAGAAGAAAAACAGCAAGAACCUGUCACUUCUACUUCUGUAGUUUUUGGGAAGAAAGCUGACAAUGAAGAGCCAAAGUGUCAACCAGUGUUUUCCUUUGGGAAUUCAGAGCAAACCAAAGAUGAGAGUUCUUCAAAGUCAACGUUUAGUUUCAGUAUGGCAAAACCAUCUGAGAAGGAAUCUGAACAGCCAGCAAAGCCCACUUUUGCUUUUGGAGCUCAAACCAAUACUACAGCUGAUCAAGGCACAACAAAGCCAGUUUUUAGUUUCUUGAACAAUUCCUCUAGUUCAAGUACACCAGCCACUUUGGCUGGUGGUGGCAUAUUUGGUAGUUCCACCUCUUCUUCCAAUCCACCUGUGGCUGCCUUUGUGUUUGGACAGGCCAGCAAUCCUGUGAGCAACUCUGCCUUUGGUAACUCUGCUGAAUCCAGCACAACUCAGUCUUUGUUAUUUUCUCAAGACAGCAAACCAGCAACCACAUCCAGCACAGCUACAGCUGUCACCCCAUUUGUCUUUGGUCCAGGAGCCAGCAGUAAUAACACUGCAACCUCUGGUUUCAGCUUUGGAGCUACAACCACAUCUAGCUCUGCAGGAUCCUCCUUUGUAUUUGGCACUGGACCUUCAGCACCAUCUGCCAGUCCAGCAUUUGGUGCUAACCAAACCCCAACAUUUGGACAAAGUCAAGGUGCCAGCCAGCCUAAUCCCCCAGGCUUUGGAUCUAUGUCAUCUUCAACAGCAUUAUUUUCUGCUGGUUCUCAACCUGCACCACCUACUUUUGGGACAGUGUCAAGCAGUAAUCAGCCUCCAGUAUUUGGUCAGCAGCCUAAUCAGUCUGCAUUUGGCUCUGGAACAGCUCCUAAUUCCAGUUUGGUUUUCCAAUUUGGCAGCAGCACUACAAAUUUUAACUUCACAGACAAUCCAUCAAGAGUGUUCACGUUUGGUGCAAAUCCUUCCACACCUGCAGCCUCAGCCCAGCCUUCAGGCUCAGGGGGCUUUCCAUUUAACCAGUCUCCAGCAGCAUUUACAAUGGGGUCAAAUGGGAAAAAUACCUUCUCUUCUUCUGGAACUUCAGUUUCUGGUCGCAAGAUUAAGACUGCUGUUAGACGCAAGAAUAAAUAAACACAAUGGUGUUACACACAACCGUUUUAACAACAGCUGGUGCCCUGCUUUCAUAUACCGAGUUGUACUACGUGCUGGAGUUAUCUGAAAUCAGAUCUGCCUAAGGACUUCUUUAAUUUUGGAAUUUUUCUCCUUUCUCUUUCUUUACAGAAGCCCCACCCCCACCUCUCCCACCACCUUUUAAAAAAAUAAUAGCCAGACUGAUGACUGAUUCUUCAGCAAAAAUAUUUUGAUCCAGCAUAUUGUUCACUGAUUGGCAUAGUCUGGCUGUACCCAGGAAUAAAGCCCACAUGGCGAAUGGCUUUGUGUAGAACCUCUUCAUCUGCACCACUGUGUGUGUUGAUAAACGUUUAUG
Messenger RNA from Galeopterus variegatus (Sunda flying lemur), 4737 nucleotides. It is a transcript of the gene NUP153, whose product is annotated as nucleoporin 153kDa. Lineage: Eukaryota; Metazoa; Chordata; Mammalia; Dermoptera; Cynocephalidae. Gene Ontology annotation, molecular function: structural constituent of nuclear pore. The transcript is spliced from 20 exons. Gene Ontology annotation, biological process: RNA export from nucleus; protein import into nucleus. The coding region runs from base 222 to 4382 and encodes 1386 amino acids. Gene Ontology annotation, cellular component: nuclear pore. The record is from RefSeq and is a predicted model, not a curated record.